Molecule: messenger RNA, 2243 nt
Organism: Striga asiatica
Lineage: Eukaryota; Viridiplantae; Streptophyta; Magnoliopsida; Lamiales; Orobanchaceae
Source: the annotation of a GenBank genome assembly
AUCCACAAUCGCCAGCUCACAAGUAAGUAAUAGUCAACUCACAUAGAUUGAAUUGAAAAGAACCAAAAAGCAAAACAAAAUUUCCCAUCCACCGCCGGAUCACCACCCUCCGCCGCCGAUGGACACCUCCGACGAACCCAACAAGCCAUCCUCCGCCCAUCCCGAGCCCACCUCCGCCGCCGCCCAACCUCUCCUCUCCAAACCAUACCCGCCGCUCGAGCCGCCCAUCGCCUCCAUCUCCGGUCACGACGAAGAAGACGAAACACAGUACCUUCAGAUUUCCUACAAUCACGGCCCUCGCCCCGUUAAAGACAUAUUAUUUCUCCUUCUCUUUUGUCUCUUCGUACUAUGCACCUUCGUAUUUGGGAUUUUUGCCUCUGUCCGCAGAAACCCUCACCGCCGCCAAAUCUCAUCCUUCAUCUACAAUACGACGUCGUCCUCUUGCUCCCUGCUAAAGAGCGAUGUCGAUUUCACAGUAAAUGCCCAAAGAUCGACACUUUUCUCCGACUUGAUUGAUAAUCCACCAUUUUCACACAAUCCCACGACCUUAAAUUCCAUAAAUUCGAGUGUCCUGAGGAGCUUGAUAUGGACUCUGGUUAUAACCCUAAUUUUGAGCGGCCCCUUUGUUUUCUCCGUGCUUAUGCUGCUCAAACACUACACUAAGCAAAUAGUUUACGCCUCCAUUCCCUUUUUCUUGAUAAUCCCGAUCGCCAUUAACGUCUACUGGUUCGUUGCUUGCACUGUGAGCUCGGCCUGCAGCCACGCUUUUCCCCUGGCGUAUCGAAUAUUCUUGUUGAUCUUCGUGUUCUUGAUAAUUGGGGUGAUCAUGUGGAUUUUCGUGGUCAAUUGGCAUAGAAUUGAGCUGACUGUGAGAAUAAUCCGUGUAUCUUCUAAUGCAUUAUCGAAGAAUUUAGGGAUAUUUGGUGUUCUUCCUGUUCUUACUCUUGGAUUGCUUGUUUACUAUAUGCCAAUUGUCGUGUUUUUGAUAUUUGCCGACUGGAAUGGGAAAAUUGUGCCUAGAGAAAAAAAUGGUGAGAUUGUUUGUGUUUGGAAAAGGGAUAGUUGGGUGCCUGCUUAUUACACGUUGGCGAUUUUAACAAUGUUGUGGUCUAUGGCUGUUAUGGUGGAGGCUCAGGUGUAUGUGAUUAGUGGGACCAUUGCACAAUGGUACUUUUCGAAGGAUGAUGAUGAGUCAGGGCCUAAGCACGCGAUUAGAAGUUCCUUGAGAAAUGCAUUUGGCUCCUCCUCGGGAACAAUUUGUCUCUCGGGAUUGCUGAUUUGUGUGGUUCGCAUAGUUCGAUCGGUGGUCGAUAGCGCAAGACAGGAAAAUUCAUCCGGGAUUGUGAACUUCAUCCUACGGUGCUGUGCGAAUGCUCUACUCUUAGCCAUUGAUUUUCUCAACAAGUUCACGAUCAAUUUUGUCGCCAUAACUGGCGAGUCCUAUUGCAAAGCUGCUAGGAUGACUUAUGAGCUCUUGAGAAGGAACCUCUUAUCGACCGUGUUCGUGGAGACUGUGUCGACUCGAAUAUUGGCCGGGAUCGUGCUUGUUUUGUCUGCAAUUUAUGCGAUUGUGGUUUGUGUUCUCCUAAAAGCCGUUUUCCACCUAAGCAACGAAGCCUAUUUUGUGGCUGUCAUCUCGUGGGCUUUGCUAAUCGUGAUUCUCGGUUUCUUGGUGCACGUUUUGGACAAUGUUAUUGACACGGUUUAUGUGUGUUACGCCAUAGACAAAGACAGUGGAGAUGUUUACAAGCAAGACGUGCAUGAAGUUUACGUUCAUCUGCCCAUCAGUCGAAGCCAUCGGCCGGGUUUCGUGUCGAGAAAUCCUCUCGUCGUGUAAAAUUAUUUUCGCCCGAUUUAGUUCCUCAUGUUGUAUUAUCUUGUAAUUUCUUUGUAUGUGUCUUUCUUUUUAUCUUCUUUGAGAGUGUAAAUUUGCAGCAUGUGUAGCUUAGACUUUUUUUUUUCUUUAUUAUUAUUAUUGUAAACAAAGGUUUUGUGUAAUUGGAGGGGCACUGACAAAUAUUCCCUUAAUUGUCGUAAAUGGUAAUGGGUGUGACAAGCCAGCACAAGCUAAUUGGGCCACCAGAAUUUUACUGGGACGCUAACUUGAAGUCUCUGGCCCAAUUUGUAUAUAACUUUUUUAUUGGGCUGAUUGGAUUCUGACCUAUGGGCCCCCCCAACUGCAAGGUCUGAUACGCCUGGUUUUUCUUGGGCUAAUUAAACAUUUUCCGAGCAUUUAGUCCAAA